Molecule: messenger RNA, 168 nt
Organism: Scheffersomyces amazonensis
Lineage: Eukaryota; Fungi; Ascomycota; Pichiomycetes; Serinales; Debaryomycetaceae
Exons: 2
Coding region: 1-168 (55 amino acids)
Source: RefSeq, a predicted model, not a curated record
AUGAAAUGGUCAUGGACCAGAACAAGAGGUACAAGAGGUACAAGAGGUACAAGAGGUACAAGAGGUACAAGAGGUACAAGAGGUACAAGAGGUACAAGAGGUACAAGAAGUACAAGAAGUACAAGAGGUACAAGAAAUACAAGAAGUAUAGGAAGCCUAAGAGAUUAA